AUGCUUCUUGUAGGUAUCUCCACCAAAGACAGCGAAGAAGAUGUGAGUAAAAUGUCCAAAAAACUCCUCAGUCUCAGAGUGUUUGAGGAUAUGACCCAGCCUCCAGAGACCAAGACGAAAUGGUAUGGAAAGCCAUGGUCAAAGUCUAUUGUAGAUGUAGAGGGUGAAAUUCUUGCUGUGAGUCAGUUCACGCUUUACGGAACCAUCAAGAAGGGAACCAAGCCGGACUUCCACAAGGCCGCCAAGGGCGAACAUGCCCAUGAGUUGUACCAUAUGUUCUUGGACCAAUUGAAGGUAGGCUUGGGUGACGAUUCUAAGGUUAAAGAUGGCGAAUUUGGGGCCAUGAUGGACGUAGCCUUGGUUAACGAUGGACCAGUGACGAUUGUUUGGGAUACCAAUGAUCCCACAUUGUAA
Molecule: messenger RNA, 414 nt
Organism: Scheffersomyces stipitis CBS 6054
Lineage: Eukaryota; Fungi; Ascomycota; Pichiomycetes; Serinales; Debaryomycetaceae
Product: D-aminoacyl-tRNA deacylase
Exons: 1
Coding region: 1-414 (137 amino acids)
Biological process (GO): tRNA metabolic process
Cellular component (GO): cytoplasm
Molecular function (GO): D-tyrosyl-tRNA(Tyr) deacylase activity
Source: RefSeq, a predicted model, not a curated record